Molecule: messenger RNA, 3360 nt
Organism: Octopus bimaculoides (California two-spot octopus)
Lineage: Eukaryota; Metazoa; Mollusca; Cephalopoda; Octopoda; Octopodidae
Product: hephaestin-like protein
Biological process (GO): iron ion transport
Cellular component (GO): plasma membrane
Molecular function (GO): oxidoreductase activity; copper ion binding
Source: RefSeq, a predicted model, not a curated record
AAACCGGAAUCGUCAUAACACUCGAAAAUCGGACGGAGCGACUGACAAGCUGACAGACAGACAGACAGACAGGGAGACAGUGAAAGCAAACAUGCCCGCGUUCGGUUUUCGGCUGGCCCCUUUCGCUUUGCCGUUGCUGAUUUUGUCCGUCCUGUCCCCUUGCAGUGCUGGGAGAUGGCACUGGAAUCGACCAGCCCCUCCUAUUCGUGAAUAUUUUAUAGCGGCCAUCGAAGAACCUUGGGAUUAUGCUCCCUCUGGCAGAGAUCAAGUGUUUGCAUCAAACGAAAGUGACAAGUUUUUGGUCAAUUCACUCAACCGGAUCGGAAGAAAAUACAAGAAAGUCAUUUACGAACAAUUCACUGAUGGCCAUUUCAACAAGAUCAAACCAAAAGAGAAAUGGAUGGGAUUGCUCGGACCAGUUAUACGAGCAGAAGUCGGAGACACGAUCAUCAUACAUUUCCGAAAUAUGGCUACUCACGAAUUCUCUGUCCACCCUCACGGUGUGAGAUACACAAAAGGAAACGAAGGUGCGUUAUAUUCGGAUAAUACAUUUGGGCCUUUGAAAAAGGACGAACAUGUGCAACCGGGAGAGAGCUACAAGUAUACGUGGAACAUCACAAGCGAAUUUGCACCACCUACAGGAGAUUCGGCCUGCAUCUCAUGGGUCUAUCACUCACAUAUCAACACGCCAGUCGACACAAACUCGGGUCUCAUUGGUCCGCUCAUUACAUGUAAACGAGGUACAUUGCGAACCGAUGGCAGCCGUAUUGACAACAAAAAGGAGUUUAUUCUACUUGCCAAAACUUAUGACGAGAACGCGAGCUUCUACAGCGAUCAGAACAAGAAGAAAUGCGGUGAUCCGAACUUGUGCGAGAAGUUAGCGGCAGAAGAAGAUGAAGAAUACAUGGACAGCAACCUAAUGAGAACGUUUAAUGGUUACGUUUAUGGCAAUGGUCCGCCAUUUGUUGUAAAUGCAAACGAGGAGGUCAUCUGGUAUGUAAUGGGCAUGGGAAACGAAGCAGGCAUACACGGUAUUCAGUUUGCUGGGCAAGUCAUGAGAGUACAUGGACAUGUGUUCGGUACGAUUGAAGCCAUGCAGGCAUCGUUUAAAUCGGCCACGAUGAAGCCAAUGAAUCAGGGAAGAUGGCUUAUUAGUUGUGCUGUGUCAGAACACUAUACUGAUGGAGCGCUUGCAUUUUUGGACGUGAAAUCUCAAGGAACUUACGAUGAAAACUGGCGGUUUUCGACGAACAAUAAAAUUGAAUACUAUUAUUUGUCCAUAGAAGAACGUCUUUGGGAUUAUGCACCAAGUGGAAAGAACAAUUUGACCGGAGCUAAUUUGUCAGACGAUCCGAAUACUGAAGGGGUGUUUACAAGUGGACCUCAUAGAAUUGGUCGACGUUACAAGAAGGCUAGCUUUUUCCAGUAUAAAGACUCAUCUUUCACCACGAAAAUCAAAACUCCCGAUAACAUGGGUUUGUUAGGACCAGUGAUUCGUGUUUUUGAAGGUGACAAUGUUGUCGUGGCCUUAAAGAACUCCGCCACCCUUCGACCUUUCUCUUUCUUACCCCAUGGUGUAACAUAUACGAAAUCCAACGAGGGUGCCGUAUACAACAACAGCAAAAUAAUAACUGGCAAAAUCGUUGAACCUGGGAAAACGAUGACCUAUGAAUUUUCCGUCCCUAGACUCAGUGAUUCAGAUCCUAUGUGUAAAGUGUUUCUUUAUCAAUCUUCGGUGAAUCACGUGAGAGACUUAAACUCGGGUCUUAUUGGUCCAUUACUUAUUUGCAAGCGUAUCAGUAAAUUUAUCAAUCCAUAUGUAAGUAUUUAUUUUAACAUAUUAUUUCAAAAUGCAUGUAUACCUUUGAAAACUUCAUGUCAGUUCAGAGUUGUCCUACUUAUUGUUGCUAUUGUUAUUGUUGUUUCUGAUCAGUUCCUGCGUCUUUCUUCUUUAUUUAUCAUUUCAGGCCGCUGGCUCCUUGAAUGUCGAACUACGAUUCACUUCAAAGAAGGCAUGAGGGCAUUUUACAACGUUAAAAAAUGUAAUAAUGCUCCAAGCUUCACUCGCAAAACGAAUAUUCGUCGUUAUUUUAUCGCAGCAGAAGAAAUAAGGUGGGAUCAUGCCCCGAAAAAGAGAAGUAUAGUCACUGGUAACGACUUGAAUAAUGAAGAUGAGGAUGGCAACAUUUAUAUCCGUCAUAACCAAUACUUCAUUGGUUCCGUAUACAAGAAAGCUCUGUUUCGCGAAUAUACAGACGAGAAAUUCGACCAAAGAGUAGCGAGAGACAGCAGCAAUAUACAUCUUGGAGUAAUGGGGCCAAUAAUAAGAGCUGAAGUCGGAGAAACUAUUGAGGUUUAUUUCAAGAACAAGGCGUCCAGACCAUAUUCUAUGCUUCCCCAUGGGUUAUAUUUCCAGAACGAUGAAGAUGGAGAAUUUUAUAAUGCAAGUAAUUCAACUGCUGCUUCUCAGGUAAUGCCCAACAGUACUUUUAAAUAUACUUGGAGAGUUCCAGCAAGUUCUGGACCAGGUGCUAAAGAUCCCAAUUGUAUUUCAUGGCAUUACAUUUCGGCUGUGGACCCAAUUAAAGAUGUCUACAGUGGAUUGAUUGGUCCGAUAAUUAUUUGUCGAAAGGGUACUUUGAAUAAUAACGAGAAAAGAAAGGACGUGGAUAAAGAAUUUGUGUUCUUGUUUUGGGUUUUAGACGAGGGACAAAGUUGGUAUUUCCAAGACAACAUCAACUAUUAUGCUCCGGAUAGAAAGAAGAUAAGUGGUGACGAGGACUUCGAUGAAAGUAAUUUAUUUCACUCGAUUAACGGCCAAAUCUACGGCAACAAUGAAGGUCUCUUAAUUAAUGUUGGUGAUAAAGUUGCCUGGCAUUUGAUGUCGUAUGGAAGCGAGAAAGACGUCCACACGGUUCAUCUCCACGGCCAGACGUUCAUCAACAGCGCCGGAAUGCGUCAGAGGAGUGACGUCAUAACAAUCUCACCUAGCACCACACGCCAGGUUGAAUUCUUGGCCACCAACCCUGGUACUUGGUUCUUACACUGUCACGUCAACGACCAUAUCACCGCUGGCAUGGAAACCGUUUACACAAUUCUAGAGAAGCGCUCUCAUCUUGGAAACCGAGACAAUAAUAAUAAUAAUAAUAAUAAUAAUAAUAAUAAUAAUAAUAAUAAUAUUUUUAUAAUUAUUGUUGUUGUUCUUCUUCAGCUCAUCUGGUAAGAUCGUACUACCAGUUUGGAAACCGAGACUACUAGAGAAACGAGAUCUUGUAGCCAACCAUUCAGCAUGCUUAAAGAUUAAACACGAGUGGUUCUUAUUGCUUUCCAUAUUAACUUUUAUAAUCUCGAACAUUUUCU